Zeugodacus cucurbitae (melon fly) is the source of this 1473-nucleotide messenger RNA. Its product is annotated as trypsin eta. Gene Ontology annotation, molecular function: serine-type endopeptidase activity. Lineage: Eukaryota; Metazoa; Arthropoda; Insecta; Diptera; Tephritidae. The transcript has 4 exons. The record is from RefSeq and is a predicted model, not a curated record. Gene Ontology annotation, biological process: proteolysis. The coding region runs from base 124 to 1155 and encodes 343 amino acids.
AACAGUAGCAGUUGAGGAGUCGCGCAAUUGACGCAGAACAGAUCUACUAAAUACAACGAUUGAAGAAUUUACAGUUGCAAUAAAUAAAGUUUCGGUCAUAAAUCGGCAAAUCAGUGCAAAGGCAUGGAAUUACAAGGGUUUUCCUGGUGCCUAAUUUAUGUCUGCCUGGCAUUUCAAGUGGUGCAGAGCACAAAAUUCCACAAUUCUUCGUUGACGCACUGGAAACGCCAUGAGGGCAAGAUAAUCAACGGCACCGAGGCACAGUGGGAAGGCACACAGUAUCAGGUGUCGGUGCGUUUGACGUCGGGCGAUUGGCUCUUUGGGGCUGGCCACAUCUGCGGCGGUGCGCUUAUCGCGCCCAACACUGUGCUGACCGCGGCGCAUUGCAUCUGGAGUACCACCUUCAAUCGUUUUCGUAAUGCCAGCGACUACACGGUGGUCAUGGGCAAUUUGAAUCGUUAUCAGCAAGAUAACGGUACUACUUUGGUGUUUGGCGUGUCGAAGUUGUCGGUGCAUCGCGAAUUCAAUGCCACCAGCUAUGCGAAUGACGUGGCAAUAUUGCAGUUGGAUGGCCGAGUGCCGGUGAAUUUUACACGCGCUCGUGUAAUACCGUUAAAUCACGAGCGAAAUUUGAAUGCCAGCCAUGCCGUAUGUCAAGUGUCCGGUUGGGGACGCAACGAGAAUGGCGUUUACUCACCGCAGUUAAUGGUGGUCGAUGUGGGCAUUGUGAAUAGGACUCAAUGUACCGUUAAUUAUGGUGCACUAGUGCGUGACGGCAUGAUUUGUGCUGGCUACAUGGAAGGAGGACGUGAUGCUUGCGUUGGCGACUCCGGUGGACCGUUGGUGUGCGGCGAUCAGCUGGUGGGCGUGGUGUCGUUUGGUGUGGGCUGCGCACGGCCCGGCUAUCCGGGCGUUUACGCAGAUGUGGCCAGUUAUGUGCCGUGGAUCAACAAUCAAACGAAGUCUUUCGAGGAUGUUGGUGGUUUUGGAGAUGACGGUGUCGGUGGUGAUGACGGUGUUGGCGAUGGCGGCGACGAUGGUGACGGUCCCAAUUAUGGUGGCGGUGUUAUUGGCGCCAAUGCAGCUGGUAUGCGCAGUUGUGUGUCGUUGCUGAUUAUGGCCUUCUGCUGCUCGCUACUCACGCGGGUGCGAUAAGCGCCUUUUUUUGGGGAAAUAAGCAACGAAUUUAUUUGUUUGUAUGUAUUUAUGUAUAUGUUGGGUGUUUCGAUUUAUUUGCAAUUUGGCAUGCCAUUGUUUACAAUCUUAUAAAUUGUGCUUUGAUUUUGAUUUCCUAUUCAAUUUGACAAGAUAAUAAAGUUAACGUCAGACGCUGAAACAACAAAAAUACAAAGGCACACACCCACACUUAUAUAAAGAUAAUGUAUAUCGAAUUUAUUUUGACGCGCCUUAUCACAUUUCAAGUUAUUAGCAAGUCCACGGAAAUAUAUGUAUGUUUAUGCUUUCGCACAUGAA